UAACUAUUUUUAGGGACGUUUGCUGCGCCAUCUAUCUGCACGCUAUCGAGUGGUAAAAAAAAAAGAACACGAACAGCAUGUUGGAACGCUUGUAAAUGCUUGUAAAGUAAUGCGAAGCCAUGCUGAUUCGAGUGUAAAAGUGUAACGCGUGAAAAUUCAGUCCAAAGUUUUAUACUGUGCUCAUUUUUAUUCCGCUUCGCACGUUUAGUGAACAAAAUAUUGCGGUUGAUAUAUGUAUAUACGAAGAAAGACGAAGUGUAGUAGAAGAGGGACUAGCUUUUCCAUGAUUCACGUUCGAGCUGUAUACGACCAGAACUACAAGCCGAUGCUACUACGAAAGAAUUGAUUACUUAAAACAUUUUAUAAUACAGGAGUCACAUGUAGUUCAGAGGAAUACCAAAAUUAAUUACAUAUACUAUUACCUUGGAAUUAUGGAAUACUUUGAAUAUCAAUACAACAUUGCCAUUGCUUAACAAUUACACAAAUUCUUCCAUUUCUUUAAAGCUGAAGGAUCAGUUUUAUAAUUGCACUAAUUUGUAGAUCAAUGGUGAUUUUAUUUGCAUGUUCAUGCACUAAAUCAUUUAAAACAUAAUGAAAACAAAUAUAUUUGGUGAUUCCACAACACAAAAAAUGGCAAAUGAUAAAAGCAAUGAAGAUUAUAGUAUUCACAGUACAGAAUUGGAUAAACAAUGUUUUUCCCCUUGGAGUCCUUUACAAGAGAAUGAUGCGUUGCUUAAACAUAGAUAUAUAUCAUGUAGCAGAUCAGUUCCACAUAGAAACAGACGUUUUGUUCGGUACAAGAUAAAUAGAUCAUUGAAUUUUGAUGCAAAUGCUCAGAGCUCUAGCUCAGAAAACAGUUCUUUCGAAGAAGACAAACAUCUUUCUAGGUCUGCUAAAAUAAUGAGAGCUCUAAAUUGCACCACCAGUCCUUCGUAUUAUGGAAGGACAAAAAUAAAAAAAUCAUUGAACUUUAAUUUAACUCCUAGUCCAAAAAGAUUUUUGCCUGCAAGAAGUAUUCGGAAGACACUAAGUUUAAACUUUGGUUCACCUUUGUCUGCUUCAAGUAAAUUGUUAAACUUUGAAGAUGAUUCAAAUGAUUCUGUGAAAAGCAAAUUAAUAUUUACAUCCACUGAAUCCAUUGAUGAAAACCAAAAUGAGACACCGUCUCAACAUAGUACAAAAGAUCAUGAUACAUUGCAUUUUUCAACUCCUAAUACAACAUUAAGCAGAAAAUCCUUGUACUCUACUAGCUUCACACCAGUAUUACGUAGUCGACUGAAAGAAACUAUCGAUAAUAUUGUAUACAUUACUGCAACACCUAACUCACAGUCAUUGAAAUCUAUGAAAGGAAGAACCAAAGGUUUGAAUAAUGGCUUUGCAAAUACAUCCAGAAAUUUGCUUCAGGAGUUUCAUGACAGUGAUGAUGAUAGACCUUGCACACCUGAAAAUGUAAUUCGAAUAAUUCCUGAAAGCAUGAGUGCUAUCAAAAGAAGUCAUAGAAAGGAAAGAUCAUCGAGGUGGAACGGACAUUCUACAACGCAGGCUACAAGUAGUUUCCUAAAUAACACAAAUACAUUCGAAAACAUGACCAAGUCUCAACACAAGUACCAUUUGCAAGAUUCCAACUCUACAGAUCGAUCUUCUAGCAGAAACUCUGAUGCACAAGAUAUACCGUCGUACAGUUCGGAAGAUGAUAUGUCAGAUACAGGUUCGCUUUUCGAUUAUAAAGACGAACUGAAAAAUGUCUUAGACGAAUCUAAAGAAGUAUCCAAUUGCAUGUCAAACUCUGACAUUGUGCAACCUAAGUUUGAAAAGUGCGAUAUUAAAGUAAAAGCAGAAGAUAAUUUACCUGUUCAGAACAUAAAGACUGAAGCUAGACCUGUGACUCCAGAUUUAGCGGCGGAGCACAUCUUAGAACCACAAAAAUCUGUUACUCCGGAGAAUCGUAUAGAUUUUCUAAAAAAAAUUUCUAAAGAUUCUAUAAAAAAAUCUCAUAAGAAGAAAAAAGACGUAAAUAAAAAGAAAAUUUUUAGUUCGAAAGUUUUACAAUUCAAAGUCGGAGAUGCGAAUCAGGCCGACGGAGAAUACUGGGAUAAUUCCGAGCAAGCUGGAAACAACGAAGAAAAUAAAUUAAACGUAGAACAGAAUAACUUUGAUAAAGUGGACGUAGAACGAGCAUGUACUCCGGAAAUGGUACAUUCCAGCAGAUUGUUACUGCCACAAUUUAGUUCUGUUAAAAAAUCUCACAAGAAAGACAAACACAGUAAAAUAUUAUCUGGAUUUUUGAAACGGCAAGAGUAUUUUAACAAAGAAAUAAACGCCGUGAAAGAUAAUAACAAUAAAGCGUUCAAUGGCGACGAUGCAUCCGAAUAUAAAAAAUGUAUAGAUCUUUCUUCGGAUUUCGAUACCACUGCAAACUCCAGUGAUUCUUCCUACCUGGUUAACGUAUCAGCUAAAUUGUCUCCAAGCAAAAGAAAGAUAUCGUUGAACACGACGUCAUCGAGUCAUGACGCGAGUGUAUCGUGCGAUUCUGAAUUGCAAGAGUGCGAUAUUUCUCAGGAGGAAUUUCAAAUUUUCACUCCACUUAAAAGGAAGAGACCUCUGAUUGCAUCGAACGCAAAAGAAUAUUUACAUUUCUACGAUUUACCAUCCGGGAAAGAUGAAGUAUUAGAAAAACCUGUCGCGAAUAUCAAUUUCUCAAGGUGUUUGACGCCUGUUCUAAGUCUCCAGGAAAAUUACAUUAAGCCAGAAGAAAAUCAUCCCGUGACGAUAAAAUCAGAUGACGUUAGCACCGAAGAUUUGGAAGUAAAUGUUUGCGAGUCUAACAGUAAAACUGGCAGGUCGACGCCAAGGAAUAUGUCGACCGAAGAAUUGUACUCCAAUAUAGAUUCCAUUAAAAAAUCACACAAAAAGAAUAAACGUGGGAAUAUUUCACGAAAAGGCUUUAAUCUGAUUAGAAGUAAUCUUUGCGACGAGAAGGGUCAGAGUUCGUCAGAAGACAUCAAGAACGAAACAUUUGAGAAAUUAGAAUCUCCGACUGACUCGAUCGACCAUGAAAAGGUUGAAGGUUCGAGCGGUAGCGCCAACGACCAUGACUCGUCGAGUGCGAACCCGAUAAUAGCGAUACAAAAUGUGACACCACCAAAUUGUUUGAAAGCAAAAAAUUAUAUGAAGCUAUUACAAGAAACGUCUAUUAAACGAUCACACAAGAAGGUCCGCGAUCAAAGGAAACGCGAAGCUAGGAUCGAUACAAACGAAUUGUCGGACGAUGGAUCUAUAUUCGGUGAUGAGGAGAAAUUAAAUUAUGUUGGAGAAGAGCACACUACUCUAGGUAAGUAGUAACGGUAAUCGCGUUGAUGUAGAGUUGUGAUGAUUUAAAAGACAUAACUCGCAAGCGUGGUAAGUAUAGUUCUAAUGAUUCACAAUCAUCACGUUACGUGUAUGUAAAAACAUUUAAAAACCUACUUAGAAAGGUUUCUGACCAUCACAUGUUUUUCGUCUGACUAGACAGAUUCAAUAAAAUUUUUAUUUAAAUCGUUCUAUCCAGCAACAAAUGCUUUGAAUAUGUAAUGUGCCUUAUAUUAUAUGAAGUAAUUUUUCUUUCUGCCUAAUUUCAUCUAUAUGUACAUACACAAUGGCGAAUGACGCUAUUUAACAAUCGUUGCGCUAACGCGAAUAACUAAACUAACAACAUUAACAUUCGAUUGUGAUUCACCGAAUUAUUUUAAAACUCUCGAGUGCACGCGCAGUUUGAGUGAACCUGCUCAUACGCGGUGCGCCGCUAUCGUUGAAUCUAUGAUAAAAUCAUAGAUUCGUGUUAUUUGUUAAGAAUAUUCAGUAUAUUUGAUGACUUCAUCAUUGAGACUGGUUUUAUAUACGACUGCUUUGUCCCGGAUAAAAGUUAGAUUGUAUAUAUUUUGCUGAAACGUUGCACGGAAUAGUAUUCAUAAAAUAAUGGGACAGGAAAAUAAAUAGGAUACUCUCGUGUUUUUGUUAAUUGUUUCAACAUUUUUCUAGUGUAAAUUUUGUUUCAAGUUUCAUAGCAUUUAUGUAAUGUAUUGAUGUGAAUAAAAGCAGUACAAUGUCCUCUACAGUUCGUGAAGCACCGUGGGUCUCGAAUAUCGUACAGCGGGAAAUUAAAUUCUAUAGUUUUUAGUUUUUUCAUUCAGACAUUAUUUUUAGAAGUUCUAUAUGAGCUUACUAAUAAGAUUAUAUGUAUAUCAAGAUUGACAUUAUUUUUCUCCUAAAUAUUCCAAUGACUUUAAGUACGUUGGCCCAAGUUUGUUUACGUAAUCGAUAUAAUACGAAGAAUUGAUCGACUAAGUAAUACUUGAAUAUUUAACCCCUUCAUACCCACACUUAGAUGUAGUGGAUAUUAUUCCUUUUUUUAAUGCACACCAGUAGUGUGCCAAUCUCAAAGAAUAAUCAAUAAAAGAUAUUGCAACAAUAUACAUUGUUUAAAACUGAUGUGCAUCAAAAAUAAUACAGUUGGCACGAAGGGGUUAAACUACUAAAAAAGUAGUGCGAAGCAAAUUACGAAGACGAAAAUCUUUGUUGCAAUACACGCGUGCAUUACAAUUCCGUCUAACAUGUAACAAUUGAGCCGGUGUAAAGUAUAGCGAUGAACAGAGAUUCGCAAAAUUCGUAUAUAGAUACAAACGAUGAAUACUGUUCAGUGGAAUAAACGUAAUAAUAUGUCGUCUACAAUUUUUUUUUUGCAUGUCUUCCUUUGAAAGUGACCGUACUUGAUCCAUCGAUUUUCAUAUAAAUUAUAAUCCAUAGACAAAGUGAUUCUCUUACUGAUUUCACAUAAAGGCGCGGCGAUAACUGUGUUUUUAUAUUCAUCUAUCGAUAGGUCUCUUUUGUAACAUAAGGGCCUCACCGAGUCCCCACCAGUUUCAGUUUAACGAACUACGUGACUACUGAUUGUAAGAUUCAUAUAUGUACGUGACUGAUUGUAUGGCGGAUUCAUUAUAUUUUAAUACAAUACGAAAUGAAUUAAUUAAAAUAGAUAUUAUUGAUAAGAUACUUGUUUAAAAUAAAAAUUUGUAAACCUUUGUAAAUUUAUUGUCGUAACAUUAAUUUACAUUGAUGUAUUGGGAAUUAUAUUUGCUACUUUAAUUCCAUGCUGUCGCUCACUUUUGUAAGUUUCAUUCGCAUAACGUUUGAAUGAAAUACCGAUUUCUGCAUUACACGUGUAAGGUCAAUUGCAACACCUCGUUCUUUCCUUUAUUUUUUUAAAUCUUAUAUUCCGUGGUGCUUGUUCUACGAUAAAAUUUGUAAUAUUUCAAACGUGCCUUAUUUUGCAUACAAUUUUAUACGUAGUCUGGCACUUGAAACGAUUAGUACGUUUCUAGUUCUGAUAAAUUUAUUUGAACUAUAACAUGUAUAUUGAUAUGCUAUAAAUGACUUGUAAUUAAUAAAUGAGAUAUAAACUA
Hylaeus volcanicus is the source of this 5438-nucleotide messenger RNA. RefSeq lists its product as uncharacterized. Lineage: Eukaryota; Metazoa; Arthropoda; Insecta; Hymenoptera; Colletidae. Bases 592 to 3339 code for a protein of 915 amino acids. The record is from RefSeq and is a predicted model, not a curated record. The transcript is spliced from 2 exons.